AUGGCGCCUAUUCCUGGCAUCAGCGGCGAGCAAAGCGAAAUUGGCACUGCGAGCUAUGAGCAAUGGAGGCAACAGUACGCCACGUCCACUCAUGAAAAUGAUCACGAUAUGCAUCCUGGACACAUCGUCCGUGCCUUGAACUCCAAGGACAUCAAGGCCGUAAUUGCCUACGCCAAGGAAAAUGGCAAAGCUAUAGCCAUACGCAGUGGCGGCCAUCAGUACAGCGGCGCCUCGUCCACAGGUCAAUCCAACAUCCAGCUAGACCUUCGGAACACUUUCAAGGUCCCCGGACAAGAUCUGUCGCUCAUACAACUUGACGAUGAAACCCAUGUUCGCGUCAGUGUCAGCUGGAGCUUGCUCGAGUUCAAUUCUUUCUUGGGCGCGAACCAUCUGUUCGUUCCGCAUGGGCAGUGCCAGUCUGUGUGCAUGGGCGGUCAUGCUCAAACUGGGGGCUAUGGUCAACUGGGCCGCAGCUUUGGAUUGAUGGGAGACCAUAUUGUCGAGCUUGAGUUCAUAGAUCACAACGGCACCGAGAAAAAGAUCACUCCAGCGAGCCACCCUGACGAGUUCUUCGCUUGGACUGGCGGCAGCCCUGGAAAUCUGGGAGUCCUGACCCACAUCACGCUCAAGGUCUAUCAAGAUGCAGACUAUCGGGGCUCCCGAGGCCUCAAGUGUCUCCAUAUGUACACACCAGAAUCUCUUCAGAAGCUCCUACAAGUCUUGGCCGAGAUGAACGACGACGAAGACUUCCCUCGCAACUAUGAUCUGUGCAUCACAGUGAUCAGUGAGGACUACCCUCUCGACGGCAUCUUCGACCUGAAGCGACUUACUAAGCAAAAGUCUGGGCUUUGCAGACUGGACGGAACUUCACUUAUGUCUUUGAUCGUCAUCUAUGCACAGUGGGUGCCAUUCAGCACCAUCGACAAACCAGAUGAUACGUGGUUUGGCAAGCUCAAGGACGGUGCCGUGAUCACCGACGAUAGAGUCAGACCCAUGUCGGAACUGACAGCUGAGUGGAUCUUCCGCAAAGAUCGUGAAUACAAUCUUCCUUAUGUGAAGCGUACUUACCUAACCGCUGCCACGAACCUGAGCAAGAAUGGCUGGGUGAAGUGGACGGCCGGACGCGUGGACGAGGUGGUCAAGACCACGGGACAUUAUAUCGCUGCUCAAGUACAGCCGUAUGGCGGGAAGAACUCUCGCUUUAGGGUCAACGACGAUGGAAGAAGCGCAUACAGUUGGCGAGACUCGACAGUGGUCUUGAUUCUCGAUAACUUCUAUGUUCCUGGAAACGGUCACAAGGAGCAGGCAGAGGCAUGGGCGGCUAUCAACGAAGAGCAGGGUAUUGGUGAGAACAAGUAUUUCAGCACGCAGGAUCGACGCGUCCUCUGGGGAUCAUGGGGCAGCUAUAAUCUUCAUAGCGUUUGGCCACACUACUACGAGGAUGAGGUAAAGUACCAGAGGAUUCAGAGGGCCAGGAAGGCAGCUGAUCCAUAUGGUGUCUUUACACCCAAUUCUUUCUCUGUCCUGCGCGCUGACUAG
This is a messenger RNA of Trichoderma citrinoviride, 1539 nucleotides long. Its product is annotated as FAD-binding domain-containing protein. Gene Ontology annotation, molecular function: FAD binding; oxidoreductase activity. The record is from RefSeq and is a predicted model, not a curated record. Lineage: Eukaryota; Fungi; Ascomycota; Sordariomycetes; Hypocreales; Hypocreaceae. The transcript has 2 exons. Bases 1 to 1539 code for a protein of 512 amino acids.